Messenger RNA from Emiliania huxleyi CCMP1516, 720 nucleotides. RefSeq lists its product as hypothetical. The record is from RefSeq and is a predicted model, not a curated record. The transcript is spliced from 4 exons. Lineage: Eukaryota; Haptophyta; Isochrysidales; Noelaerhabdaceae. The coding region runs from base 1 to 720 and encodes 239 amino acids.
AUGGCCGCGGCAGUACCGCCGAUCGAUGUGCACUGCGUUCACGCGGGGCCCGACGCCCCCGUCCAGGGCCCCGCUGCCCACCCGCUGGUGGUGGCUACUGCCGUCCUCCGCUGGGGGCCGGUUGCGGCUGCGCCGAGCGGAGCAGCGCGCGUGCAGCUUCCGCACCACGCGAUGCUGCGCGUCUUUGGCCGGCGGCUGCGCCUCGCGGCGCCCUCCGCCGGUACUCCCGCCCCGAUGGUCUGCCCGCUGGACCUCGCUCUCACCGGAACCGCGUGGGCUCGCUUUCUGAACGAGCUGCUCACGUGCGGGCUCCUCGACGCGGCCCCCUUCUCCUCUUCGGCUGCACUACAGCUGGCGAUCGACCGCCUCGAUGUGUCGCCAGCGGCGCUGGAGGUCGAGGGGGACGCGCCGUGGACCGUGAUCGCCUACCUCUCCGGCAUGCUCGGCCCCUGCCUUGGGCAGGCUGAGCGCGAUCGCGCGGGGUCGCAGGACUACGUGCUCGCGCUGGAGGGCGCGCUGCCCCCUUCGCUCUGCGCCCCGGCGCUUCACCUCUUCGUCAACCGCGCUCGCUCGCCGGCCAGUCUCUGGCGCGCACAAACCGCCGCCACUGCCGUCGCGCCCUGCGCCAAUGCGGCGGGGCGCCUAGCGCCCAGCUGGGCCUUGACACGGCAUCCUACCGUCGGGGCAACUCAGCUCAACGAUUGGGUGAAUUCCGGAUGA